AUGUCUUGGAUAAUCGGAACUGGUGAGCCUCCAAAUAAAUUCACCAUUGGGAGAAUUAUGGAUGAAAAUGACCUCCUGUUGGACGUAAUCAACAAUAAACUAGCUGCCGGUAACUUUGUGGAUGCUGCUUCAUAUCAAAUGGUUCUUCAACGAAAUCUCGUGUACCUCCUUGGGCUUGAUAUGAGUGAGAUAACUGAGGGCUACCUAUGUCCAGAGUGCUUGUUAAAUUUGAGCUCCGAGGCAGCCCUCGUUUCUCAUUUUGAGAAGAAUCACGUUCCCGCCCUACAGGACAAUGAGGUUGAAAAACUUGCACAGGAUUACAAAGAUCUUGCCCUAGAUCAACCUGUUGACGUAGUGCGCUCAAGGCUAUCUCUUUUGGAGUAUAUUAUUUCAUCCCUCCUAGAGGGGAAAUUGGCACCACAAUCCAUUCCCGAAAUCGACCUGAAACCCAAACUGCAAGAAUUUUUGGAGGAACAAGUCAACAGAAGAACUGAAAAUGACGCCUUAAUUCUGCAGCUUACCACCGAACGCGACUCCGCUCUGAGCGAAAUUGGUCAAUUGAAGGAUCUGUCAGUGCAGCUACAGUCGCAGUUGCAGACCAGGUGUUACGACUUGUCGGCCAAGGAGAAGGAACUCACAGUUGUUAAAGAGCAACUCAAGGACUCGAGUACCAAAUUGGAAGCAAGCAAAAACGAACGUCAAACUUUCCCUGUCCAGCCAAAGGAGCAGUCGCCAAACAGCCAGUUAAACGAGCGGCUGGAGGGGGAUUUGCGAGCGAUUGAGCCCAAAACAUUAAACCCCUCGGAGCAGUUGAUUGUUGAACUUCAGGAAGAAAUUGACUCUCUGAAGACCAAUUUAGAUGAUCUAAAGACAACCUUGAAUUACCUGAAGUCAGAGAAUAAAGCUCUUGUGGAAAAGAUUACGACCCUUUCGCUAGAGGUUCAAGUCAAGGAGGGGCAAAUCAAAGAAUUUGAGAAAACUGUCAAGGUUAUGCGAGGCAAUGAGAAGACACUGCGAAAUUCCCUCGAUGAGGCCGAAGAAGCCGCCAAACAGAAGGAUGCCACAAUUAAGUCCUUACAGCAAGAACUGCACCAAUUUAUGAGCGAUGCAAAGGCGAAAUCCGAUGAAUGCGACCGCUUAACAAAGCACAUCAAUAACCUGACCUCAGAGAGCAACUCAGUGAAUGAGACAAACGCUAAGCUGAAUGUUAAACUGAAUGAGUUGAGGACUCAACUAACCUGUUUGGUUGACUCUGAGAACGCUUUAAAACAGAAAUUAGUGGAAAUGGACUCCACGCUAGCUGCACAAAACGAGGAAUUGGGAAAUCACGCAAGUAUUGUCACUGAGCUUGAGUCCAAACUAAGCUCAACCUAUGCGGAGCAUCAGGCUCUCAUGGAUCAACUCAUCGAGAGUCAGAAUAGGUCGAAACAGUUGGAAACGGCUCUACAGACCUCACAUCAAGAAUUGGAAGGCCUUCAAAGGAUAAUUCUUGAUUUGGGUCGGCAGAAUCAGGCUCUUCAGAUUACUCAAGAUCGACUGACCAACCGUCAGUGGGUCUCAGAUGAAUCUGUACAGUUUUGUUCCAAUUGUCAGAAGGAAUUCUCCAUCAGUGUUCGCAAGCAUCAUUGUCGUUACUGCGGCAAGGUGUUUUGUCAGGCGUGUUCCUCCAAGAAGACAGCAACAUCGGCUUCGAAGGAUCCCCUUCGUGUAUGUGAUGCGUGUUUUGCGGAGCUUACUGGCGCAUGCCGAGUAAAUGACGUGAGGUGGAGAGUCCUCCCAGCCUCGAAGCGGUUUGAAGUGAUGCAACACCAGAACCAGUUUUGCUAUCAUCACACCUCCGAAUGCUAUGCAAAACUUCUGUAG
This is a messenger RNA of Echinococcus granulosus, 1863 nucleotides long. Its product is annotated as Early endosome antigen. Gene Ontology annotation, molecular function: metal ion binding. Bases 1 to 1863 code for a protein of 620 amino acids. The transcript is spliced from 15 exons. The record is from RefSeq and is a predicted model, not a curated record. NCBI's taxonomy places the organism in Eukaryota, Metazoa, Platyhelminthes, Cestoda, Cyclophyllidea, Taeniidae.